Messenger RNA from Myzus persicae (green peach aphid), 2366 nucleotides. Its product is annotated as facilitated trehalose transporter Tret1-like. Gene Ontology annotation, biological process: transmembrane transport. The coding region runs from base 594 to 2024 and encodes 476 amino acids. The record is from RefSeq and is a predicted model, not a curated record. The transcript has 8 exons. Gene Ontology annotation, molecular function: transmembrane transporter activity. Lineage: Eukaryota; Metazoa; Arthropoda; Insecta; Hemiptera; Aphididae. Gene Ontology annotation, cellular component: membrane.
AGUGUAUGGUAAUAUUCAAACUGGUUAAUAUAAUAUUAUAUUCUUUAGCGGCACACGAUCUGUGCGUUGUAUUUUGUGUGCGCCCUUUUCCUCUACGAGACCAGCCGCAGUGUUCCGACGAUGACGACCACACGUGCAUCGCAAUGAUUAUAAUAUUAUUAUAGUUUAGAACAAUAAUUAAAACUGGUUAAAAUUACUAUGUAGUGUUACAUUUUAUACCGAACAAAGUUUUCUACAGUUGGUUUGGACUGCGUCGACUGCUAUUAGCGAGCACUGUUCUAUAUUGUUUUAAUUACCUACUCGAUAAAACGUCGCUGGUCGAGUAGCAAUAUUGGAAUAAGAUCACGGACUGUGUUAUCAGCGAUUAACACAAUAUUAUAUUUCCGAAGGACCUGAAAACCAUCCAGAUGAUUGUUUAAUAAUUUAUACAAAUACAUAAUUUCUAACAUUUUUCAAUAUGGACAUUUUAAAGAAACCUAAAACUCUGUAAUAGGAUGUGUGGAAAGGCUGUAUUCACAAGACUUUGAACAUCAAAAUUCAAAAUACAUUGUGACUGCCAGUAUAAAAUAUUAUACUCAUAUGAAAGUAUCGAUAUGAAUAGAAAGACGUUCAGAGAAAAUGAAAGACUUAUCGGAGCAAACGAGGCAGAGGAGGCAAAAUCUUGUCGCAGACAACUGUUGGCGUGCUUUCUUGCCUCUUUGAUGUCGCUGUCGGCGGGCACAGUUAUCGCGGGAUGGUCUCCGACCGAAGGAAGUCUCCAAGACGACGAUAUGAAGAAGUGGUCCACCGAACAGGAAUCUUGGAUCAUAUCGAUUUACGUGUUCGGUGCUCUGAUCGGAGCACUGCCCGCCGGCUUUUUGGGCCAAAAAUAUGGCCGCAAGUCGCUUCUGCUCUGGCUGGCCGCCCCCAUGAUAGCCGGGUGGUUAAUAUGUGUGUUGCGGUUAGAGAGCUUGUUCCUGGAGUGCUUGGGACGGUUCGUGUGCGGGAUAUCGGUGGGCGCGACCACCGUGGCCGUGCCGCUGUACGCCCGCGAGGUGUCGUCGGACGUGUUGCGUGGCCGCACGGGGGUGUUUCUGGACUUUAUGCUAUGCGCCGGAAUAUUAUACGCUUACGUGGCCAGAGCGGUGUUGCAGGGAGUGCGACAGUUCUGUCUGGCGUGUGCCGUCGUGCCGGUGAUGUUUGUCGUGCUGUUCGCGUACUUGCCCGAGUCUCCUGUCUACCUGUACAACGUCGGCCGGUAUGAACAAGCGGCAUCGGCUCUGAGGUGGUUAAGGGGUAGGCGUUUCGAUGUCAAAAACGAGUUCGAUAAAAUAGAGACAUCCAAGUGCCACGACGAUGAGUUAUUUGAACGUGGGGGAAAUAUGAGUGCCGAAAACAAGAAAUUUUUAGCGAGGGUGACGAUCAUUUCUUUCGGCCUGGUGCUCGCUCAGCGAUUGUCCGGCGCCGGUGGUGUGAUCCAAUACUCGUCCACGUUGUUCAAAAUGUCCGGAUCCACUAUAGAUCCAAACACUGCGUGCAUCAUUGUCGGCACAUUCCAACUGGUCGCUUCCGGAGUGUCGUUCCUGUUCAUCGACAAGGUCGGACGGAGGACUCUGCUGUUGAUCUCGUCUGCGGUCAUUACCGCGUGUCUCGUCCUCUUGGUCGCUUACUUCAGCCUUAUAGAAAACGAGACGCUAGUGGACUCGCCGUGGAGGAUGACCCUGCUGCUCAUCCUGUGCGUAUUCAUAUCCGCCUUCCGACUUGGUCUCGGACCCAUUCCGUGGUUCAUAAGCACAGAGCUGUCACCGGCUUUGUACGGCGGCCGCAUACAAUCCUUGGCCGCGUCUUUUUCCUGGUCCCUGUCGUUCGUCAUCAUGAAAACGUUCAAGAUCUUCGUCGAGGCGAACCCCGUGUUGUUGUGGUGUUCGUUCGCCGCGUUCUCGGCUGCCGGGUUCCUGUUCGUGCUGUUCUACGUGCCCGAGACCAACAACAAGAGCCGCGAACAGAUCCACCAAGAACUGAUCGGUCCAACUCAGUCGACCUAACCUGCAAUAUUCACCACAUCCGUCGUUGGACAAUAAUAUAUCAUAUAAAUUUCCCAAACCAUAAUCCCACCACGACGACAGCAUAUGAUCUCCAUAACAGCACAGCAAUCUUCAUCAGUUCGACGAUGGAUCGGUGGAUCGGACUGACGAUAAACCCGGGCGGCCAAAAUAUUUUCAAGAUCUCUGGAGUAACUAUACAUAGUGGUGAAGAGGUUGGUGUCUCAACUAAGAAAUCAUUCCUCAGUGACCUGAACCAAAGGUCGGGUAUAUAUUACAUAUACCUACCUACUUAACGUAUCCCGAAGUUUAAACUGUACUUGAUCAGAGUACAACAAUAGUAGC